Nannospalax galili (Upper Galilee mountains blind mole rat) is the source of this 5454-nucleotide messenger RNA. It is a transcript of the gene Esyt3, whose product is annotated as extended synaptotagmin 3. The record is from RefSeq and is a predicted model, not a curated record. Gene Ontology annotation, biological process: lipid transport. NCBI's taxonomy places the organism in Eukaryota, Metazoa, Chordata, Mammalia, Rodentia, Spalacidae. Gene Ontology annotation, molecular function: lipid binding. The transcript is spliced from 23 exons. The coding region runs from base 1625 to 4660 and encodes 1011 amino acids.
CAUGUGACUCCAAAAAGGAACUAGAGUGAGCAGUGUUUAGGUUGAUUUCCUGGGGUCACCUGAGGCUUGGAAGGCCAGGAACAGAAGAGGAGAAACAUAACCAUUGUUGAAAAACUUAUUACAGCAAUGCAGUGACGCGACAUUACAGAGAGGCCUAAACAAAGACAGCCUGAUUCUUAGCAUCUGUUUAAAGCAAAAAUGGGACCCAAUAUGUUCUGAGAACUUGUUCCUUCAUAUUUCUCUCAGAACUAUGCUCUCAAACAAAGGCCUUGCUCUCUAUUUAUUGAAACAGUAUAUCCAGCAUAAAAUGGGGAAGGAAAGUGGAAGAAUUUUCCCUUUCUGACCCCUUACUGACCUACAACAGAACAUACAGAUGUUAUCAACUUAAUCCCUCCUGUUGUUUGCAGUACAAGGGGGGCAAUCUACUGCUUUUGAUGAAUAUUCACUGCCUGCAGUAUUUGAUAGUCACAAUACACAUCACGCACAUACAUUAUUCUGGGUCAAAGGCAAGGAAAGGUCAGGAGGGCUGUAUAUUUAGGUUUCAAGAGGAGUCCAAAACCUAGUAAGCUUGUUUACAACAUAAACAAGCUGAGAUAACACUAAGUGAUCUUGAAGCAUAAAUUAACUUUUUGAUUACAAGAUUAAAGUUGUUCCCACACAACAAGUAAUUUCUUUUAGAUUUAUUUUUAUUUUUAAUUAUGCAUACGUAUGUGUGUCUCCACAGUGUGUGUGUAGGUGCCCAUUGAGGCCAGAAGAGGGUGUUGGAUCCCCUGGAGUUGGAGUUGGUGAGCCUGUUGGUAUAGGUUCUGGGAGCCAAAUUCAGAACGUCUGCAAGGGCUGUAAUCACUCUUAACCACAGAACUAUCUCUCUAGGCACCAGGAACAAGUAAUUUCAUCCAGAGGGGAGGGAGGACCUGUAGAACAGGGCAGGAACAAAGGAAGAGAGAUUGUCCACGAGGGCUCAGCCUUUCAAUGAAAGUGUUCAAAGUGUGUGGAACCAUUCCAAGUCAAGCCAGUACUCCUGUCGACUCCAAACUCACGUUCUGGUUAUUGAUGUAAUCUCUUUUAAGCCCAGGUACAAUGAAUGAGUGCCAUCCACAGGAUGAUUCAUUGAAUUUAGAUUCAGCACUCUGCUCCCCCUAGUCUGGUUGUUCAGACAGUGUUACGCAGAAGCCAUGGAUUCCACGAUUCCCAAGCACCUUGUUUUUCCACUCACAGGUCACUGGCCCUUUCUGGGUGCCCUACAGAUAAGCAGGACUGCCUGGCCCCUAGAAGCUCCCAGUCUAGUGGUGUAGGGAGUGAUGAUCCAAACUGAUCCCACCCCCCACCUCCCAGCAGAGAGGGUUACGAAAGUAGUGCAGAUUGAGGAGCACAGAAAGGGCCCUAAACUCUGUUUGGCUGGGCUGGGGGUGAGGGGUAGGUCCAGACUUAACAGAUUCCCUAAGAGGGGGCAGCGUCACUAACUCUAAAGACCAGCUAGAGGGCCCAGACUCGGGUUUCAGGUCCACCCCGGGGUUGGUCUGUCAUCUGUUGAAGGGCCUUGAAUGCUCAACCAAGUUUGGAGAAUGCUGGGUUUAAGAAACAGGUUUUAGGCUAUGUUCAUCCAGGUAAGCCAGUUUUGCACAUGUCUAAAGCAGUUCUUAGCCCACCCCAAAGAGCGACUGCACCACUCCUGCUGACAUCCAUGCCAAACGUUGAGGUCCAAGAGCACCCUCAGAGCCGCAGCAGCCUGACCCCACCCCUUUGCACCUGGGCCCGCCCCUGGUGGCGGAGACUUCCGGAUUUCGCUGUCGUCGCGGGCUCCGCCCAGGUCUGCUGGUCCCUGACAUCGCUUUCCAGGGCCGGCGAGAGCGCAGAGAGGCGCGGGCGAACGGCACAGAGCAGGAGCCGCGGGGCUCUGGGGUCCUGGCGCGCUGAGGACAGAUGUUCCCCGGCAGUGGAGAGCUCAUGCGUCAGUUCAGGUGAAGCUUCUGGAGAGCCGGAGGGCGACCCCGAGAUGGCCGCGGAGGAGCCGUGUGCCCCCGGAGCGUCCCGCGGCCCCUGCACGCAGGAGCGGCCCCCGCGCGGCGCCGAGCUGCGCCUGUCCGGCCAGCUACUGCCGGAGCUCUACGCCUUCGUGACGCGCGUGCUCUUCUACCUGGCGCCCGUGUACCUGGCCGGCUACCUGGGGUUCAGCAUCACCUGGCUGCUGCUCGGCGUCCUGCUUUGGAUGUGGUGGCGCAGGAACCGCCGCGGGAAGCUGGGGCGUCUGGAGGCCGCCUUCGAAUUCCUGGACCACGAGCGCGAGUUCAUCAGCCGCGAGCUGCGGGGCCGGCACCUGCCGGCCUGGAUCCAUUUUCCAGACGUGGAGCGUGUGGAGUGGGCCAACAAGAUCAUCACACAGAUCUGGCCCUACCUAAGCAUGAUCAUGGAGAACAAGAUCCGGGAAAAACUGGAGCCCAAAAUCCGGGAGAAGAGCGUCCACCUGAGGACCUUCACCUUCACCAAGCUCUACUUUGGACAGAAGUGCCCCAGGGUGAAUGGUGUCAAGGCACAUACUGACAAAUGCAACCGGAGGCAAGUGACCUUGGACCUACAGAUCUGCUACAUUGGGGAUUGUGAGAUCUGCAUGGAGCUGCAGAAGAUCCGUGCAGGUGUGAACGGCAUCCAGUUGCAGGGCACCCUGCGGAUCAUCCUGGAGCCCCUCCUGGUGGACAAGCCCUUUGUGGGAGCUGUGACCAUGUUCUUCCUUCAAAAGCCGCACCUGCAGAUUAACUGGACAGGUUUGACCAACCUGCUGGACAUGCCAGGCAUCAAUGAGGUAUCAGACAGCCUUCUGGAAGAUCUCAUUGCUGCCCAUCUGGUGCUACCCAACCGUGUGACUGUGCCUGUGAAGAAGGGACUAGAUGUGACCAACCUGCGCUUCCCUCUGCCCUGUGGGGUGAUCAGAGUUCACUUGCUGGAGGCUGAGAAGCUGGCCCAGAAGGACAACUUCCUGGGACUCGGAGGCAAGUCAGACCCCUAUGCCAAGGUGAGCAUCGGCUUACAGCACUUCCGGAGCAGAACCAUCUACAGGAACCUGAACCCCACCUGGAAUGAGGUAUAUGAGUUCAUGGUAUAUGAAGUGCCUGGGCAGGACCUGGAGGUGGACCUGUAUGAUGAGGAUACCGACAGGGAUGACUUCCUGGGCAGCCUGCAGAUCUGCCUCGGAGAUGUCAUGAAGAACAGAGUGGUGGAUGAGUGGUUUGUCCUGAAUGACACAACCAGUGGGAGGCUGCACUUGCGGCUGGAGUGGCUGUCACUGCUCACUGACCAGGAAGCACUGAUGGAGGAGCAUGGUGGCCUUUCCACUGCCAUCCUCGUGGUCUUCUUAGAAAAUGCCUGCAACCUGCCGAGAAACCCUUUUGACUACCUGAAUGGGGAAUAUCGAGCCAAAAAACUCUCCAGGUUUGCCAGAAAUAAGGCAAGCAGAGACCCAUCUUCCUAUGUCAAGCUAACUGUAGGCAAGAAGACCUUUACAAGUAAGACCUGUCCUCACAGCAAGGACCCUGUGUGGAGCCAGGUGUUCUCCUUCUUCGUGAACAGCGUGGCAUCUGAGAAGCUCUGCCUGAAGGUGCUGGAUGAUGACCAGGAGUGUGCUCUGGGAGUGCUGGAGUUCCCCCUGUGCCAGAUCCUCCCCUGUGCUGACCUUGCCCUCGAGCAGCGCUUCCAGCUGGACCACUCAGGCCUGGACAGCCUCAUCUCCAUGAGGCUGGUUCUGCGGUUCUUACGUGUGGAGGAACGAGAACUGGGAAGCCCUUACACAGGCCCUGAUGCUCUCAAGAAAGGCCCUCUGUUCAUCAAGAAGGUGGCCACCAACCAGGAUCCCAAAGCCCCACCCCAGGAAGACCUUGUAGAUUUGCCAUGUGCCCCAGGCCCUGCCUCUGACACCAAGGGAGCUGCCGUGAGCACAUACACCACCACCAGUGCCACCACCACAGCCACCAAGCCUGAGCCCCAAGAGACAGGCCCAGAGCCCAAAGGCAAGGACAGUGCCAAAGGGCUCUGUGAGCCCACAGGGAAGAAGAAGAACCCAGCCACCAUCUUCCUGACUGUCCCGGGCCCCCACUCUCCAGGGCCCAUCAAGUCACCCAGACCCAUGAAAGGCCCUGCCUCCCCAUUCGUAUGGCCGCCCACUGGGCUAGCUCCCAGCAUGUCCUCGCUCAACUCCCUGGUCUCUUCCUGCUUUGAUCUGACAGAUGUCAGCCUCAACACUGAAGGCGGGGAUUCCAGGCAGAGGCGGCUUGGCGAGAUUCAGCUCACAGUGCGCUAUGUGUGUCUGCGGCGCUGCCUCAGGGUGCUAAUCAACGGCUGCAGGAACCUGACACCAUGUACCAGCAGUGGGGCUGAUCCCUAUGUUCGUGUCUACCUGUUGCCAGAAAGGAGGUGGGCAAGUCGAAAGAAGACCUCAGUGAAGCGGAAGACCCUGGAGCCCCUGUUUGAUGAGACAUUUGAAUUUUUUGUUCCUAUGGAAGAAGUCCAGAAGAGGUCACUAGAUGUCGCAGUGAAAAACAGUAGGCCCCUCGGCUCUCACAGAAGAAAGGAAUUAGGAAAGGUACUGAUUGACUUAUCAAAAGAAGAUCUGAUUAAAGGCUUUUCACAAUGGUAUGAGCUGACUCCAGAUGGACAGCCAAGAAGCUGACAAGGAGCUGUUAUCACCAAUGUUAGUGUAUAUAUGUGUGUACUUUGUCAUUUAAAUCAGGACAGCCAUUUGAUGGACAUGUAUAUUGUAUGAACUCUAACCUCAUGACUAGAUAGUAUUAGAGGAAGGAUUAGUAAAAACAAGAACACUUUCAAUUUGUUCAAAUCAAGAAAGAAAUUGGGGUAUUUGUGUCUAGUAAGCCAUCAAAACCUCAGUAGUGAUUUUUUUUCACUUUGGGUAAGUAUUCACAUAUGAUUUGGGACUUGCCUGAAUGUAUGCACCAGAAAGUGUGACGUCCCCAACAUGGGGGUGGGGAGGUCUGUUACUGGAGCAGGUGCCAGCCUUCCUGGGCAGGUACAGAGCAAACUGAAAACUGCCCAGAGCUAGCACUGCCAAAGCCCUUCUGGCUGCCACCUGAUACUUAUAAGCAUAGAGAUUUGUUCUGAUUCUGACUUGGAGCUACAAUUAUUUUCCUAGUGACAACAACGUUAGAAUGAUGUACUUUAAAUAUUCUAGUGUGGGGACGCCUGGGGCCACCACUGGCAAGUGGCUUCAUUUCCAUAGGAAAGUUCAAGCCUAAGUCCAAACACCUCAGCAGAGUGUUGGAGGCCACACGAGUCACUGCCCAGGAGGAAAGGGGACUUUCUGUGUCUCUUAGAAAAGUUUGAGACUUUGUCUCACUUUUUAAAGAAAUGGCUGAUCUACACAAGUAAUAUGUUAAAAGCAAAAUAUGUAAAUUGUAUAUUUAAAUAAGUGCCUCUUAUACAUUUCAAACUUUUUUUUUUUUUUUUUGU